AUGCCACAUCGGUUGCACCUUCUGCUGCUGGCUGCAGUUGCCCUGCCCCGGCUUGCCUCUGCGGACAUCUUUGAGGAGUGCAACGACAGCAACAACAACAAUUUCAUUGCCUCCAACAAGAGCUGCACGCACUUCAUCUACUGCAGCGGCGAGGACUCGUUCGAGGGCGAGUGCCCCGAGGAGAAUGAUUACUUCAACGGCCAGCUGGCCAUGUGUGAGCCCAUGCUGGACGUGGACUGUCGCACGGGCUUGCCGCUGCAGACGAACGAGGUGCUGCAGAUCGCAGUCACCGAAUUGCCAGUCACGGACGUGACAGUCACGCAAACAGUGACUGCAGCCUCGACAGCCAGCCAGGUGAGCACGGAAACAGUGACAGACGCCGCGCUGCAGCCCACAACUGCGAUCAGUGUGAACAGCCAAAAGGUCGUCACCUUGCUGGCCAGCGAAUGCCCAGCUGCCGAUAACACCCAUCAGAUUGUGCUGCUGGCCCACGACAAGUCCUGCACGGAGUACUUCAUUUGCUAUCACGGCAAGCCUUUGCCCAUGACCUGUGCUGCCAUGCUGCACUUCAAUGUGGCGACGGCCAAGUGCGACAAGGCAGAGGUGGUCAAUUGCAUGCGCUCCACGAUCAACGUGCGCGAGCAGUGCAAGCAGCACACGGUGGACAUCUAUCCGCACCCGGACAACUGCAAUUACUUCUACUAUUGCCGCAACGGCUUCCUGAUGCUGCAGCAGUGCCCCUUCUUCUACGGCUGGGACUAUCAGAAGCGCUCCUGCGUGGCGAUGGCCCAGGCCAAAUGCUUUGGACGCCAACGUCUCUUGGUCUAAUUUUUAAGCUAAACUCAUUUAAUUUUAAUAAACA
Molecule: messenger RNA, 862 nt
Organism: Drosophila hydei
Lineage: Eukaryota; Metazoa; Arthropoda; Insecta; Diptera; Drosophilidae
Exons: 2
Coding region: 1-828 (275 amino acids)
Cellular component (GO): extracellular region
Molecular function (GO): chitin binding
Source: RefSeq, a predicted model, not a curated record